This is a messenger RNA of Lonchura striata (white-rumped munia), 501 nucleotides long. The record is from RefSeq and is a predicted model, not a curated record. Lineage: Eukaryota; Metazoa; Chordata; Aves; Passeriformes; Estrildidae.
AUGGGGGCCUCCGGCAGCGCCCCCGCCACCCCGGCCGCGCCCCGCAACAAGCACCUGGCUCACGUCAGCGACCCCCGCUCCCCCACCGCCGGCAUCCUGCGCACCCCCAUCGAGGUGGUGAGCUCCCCGGCGGGCAGCCCGCAGCCCAGCCCCGCCGAGCCGCCGGCGGGCACCGGCCAGGAGCGGGACCCGCGGUCGCCCACGCCCGGCAUCUCCCGCACGCCCAUGAGAGCCGUGUCGAGUGGUGACAAGCCCAUAAGACACAAGCCCAACAACAAAUUCAUGGCAACAUCUGGAGGAACUGGCCGCUCUCCCCUCAGCAUUCUACGAGAUGAUAAUUCUCCCAGUGCUCCCACCCCUCGCCAGGGUAAGAGGCAUGUGUUGGGAGAGAACCUUGGGGAGAAGAAGGAUGUGGAUCUAAGCAGGAGCCUUAAAUCUGGGAACUGUGCUUGGAGCGACUUGAACAAGGAGAACCAGCAGUGUACUUUUGUGGAGAACUAG